GGUCAUGUGGCAGGGGCUGGGCCCAAUGACCCAGCAGAGGACAGCCGGGAGUGAUGGCGCCGUGGGGGAGAGUGGCCCUGAUCCUGGCUCCAGGCCGGGGCUUCGCCACUGCUGCUGCCCAUGGAGGAGGUGCAGGCCAGACGUGGCGGAUGCUGUCCUUUUUCGUGGCACUGCCCGGCGUGGCCGUGUGCAUGCUCAAUGCCUGGCUGAAGAAGCAGCACCACCCCCAUGAGCCCCCCACCUUCGUGCCCUACUCUCACCUGCGCAUCCGCACCAAGCCCUUCCCAUGGGGCGACGGGAACCACACGCUGAUCCACAACCCCCACGUCAACCCCCUGCCCACGGGCUAUGAGGUGCCCGCUGGGGGGCACCACUGAACUGCCUGCCGGCACCACCGAGGGCUCCACUGACCUGCUGCUCCACCCCGGGAUGCCGACUUGCUCCAGCUCCAGCUCCAGCUCCAGCUGCCACCACCCGGGGACACUGACUUGCUCCAGCUCCUACUGUCACCACCCAGGGACACCGCCAGCCGCACAAUAGAGCUGCUGUGAUUCA
Molecule: messenger RNA, 555 nt
Organism: Alligator mississippiensis (American alligator)
Lineage: Eukaryota; Metazoa; Chordata; Crocodylia; Alligatoridae
Product: cytochrome c oxidase subunit 6A2, mitochondrial
Exons: 3
Coding region: 54-377 (107 amino acids)
Biological process (GO): mitochondrial electron transport, cytochrome c to oxygen
Cellular component (GO): mitochondrial inner membrane
Molecular function (GO): enzyme regulator activity
Source: RefSeq, a predicted model, not a curated record